Molecule: messenger RNA, 2346 nt
Organism: Amoebophrya sp. A25
Lineage: Eukaryota; Dinophyceae; Syndiniales; Amoebophryaceae
Source: the annotation of a GenBank genome assembly
CUUUGAUGUUUGAAGAUACAAGUUUUUUCUUUCUUUGGUGAAGUAAGGAAACUCCAGUUUUUUGAAACAGAAUAAGUUGUCCCCAUAAUUUUCUAAGCCCCUCGCAAAACGCGUCUUUUGCCCUUCAACUCCAUACAACUGUUAGUUUUUACUGUCUUGAUUCGAUUUUUCACUAUAACUCUAUCGAAAACUCUUAGUUCCAUAUUCUACAGAUAGCCUUUUCCUUGACAAGAAGCAACAAAACAAACAACAAGAUGUCAGUGCUGUCUUCGGAGGGAGAAAAAAUCGCAAGCUCUGUGGACGACGUGAGCAUUGCCGUACCAGAUCGCACGGUUUCAGAUUCCGCCGACGGUGGCCAGCCAGCUGCGGAGGCUGCUGAGUGCUCAGCCAUCCUAGCCCCCGAGGAGGCCAGUAUUAUCGUGAAGAGCAUGUCCCGUGAGAAUUUGAGCACCGAGGUCCAAGAGAUCCGGGAGAGCUCGCCUUUGGGCAAGAUCCACGUGGAAAAAGCCCUGAAACGAUUCAAAGAGUUGUUCUAUGGGACGACGGGUUCUCAAGAAGAUGAAAACGCCGAAACUUCCGCAGAGAUGAAGAACAACCGUGGAGAGGAAAACCGAAAAAUCGAUUGCGCUGCCUUCUGUAAGCUCUACCGUGAAUUGUUGAAAGCUUCCUUUUCCGAUGUUGUUGUGGAAGUCGAUGCAGAAGGUAAAAAUGAAGACUCGAAGCGCGUCUUUCGUGUCCUGGACAAGGACAAGAACGGAGAGUUGGACGCUAUGGAGUUGUGCACUGGACUCUCCAUGUUCUGCGCUGGCACACCAGAAGAGAAAAUCAAAGCGGUACUUGUAGUUUGCAUUCGAGCUUCUUAGUUCAACUGGUGGGAGGUUGUAUACAUGAUACACGUCGACAAGAAGAUGAGCUUGUUUUUCAGUCUUGAGUUUCUUGUGCUUAUCAUGUACCCUCAUGUAACUAAAAAAAUCAAAAUUGCGGAUUGAUCAUGAUAGAUAAUAAGUCUAUGUCUAUCCUCUCCCUCUUCCGCUUUCUGUCACAGGUAUUCGAUUUCGUAGAUGAGAAUGGCGAUGGCGUCGUUUCUCGAGCAGAAAUGUUUGCCUUCUUGUACUCUUAUUUCGUGGUCAUUGUGACACCGGAAAUGCUCGAGAAGCUGAAUGGUGCUUUGAAGUGCUUGACCGAGACUUCUAGUUUGCAGGAGCAUCAAGAAGAGAAUGAGGAGGAGGAAAAACAAAAAGGAGAAAAGAACCACGAGCAAAAACAAAAAGAAGAAUCUCAAUCUCCAACUUCAGAAGUCGACAACGAAGAGCAACCGAGCAGUGCUACAGGAGAUGUAGAAGAAGUAAAAGAGCAGCAAGUUCUUCAGCCCUACACAGUGGAGGGAUUGGCACGGGAGACGAUGGACAGCUGUUUCGCUCAAGCCGAAGUCGAUGCGGAAGGCAAUUUGAGUGUGGAAGAGUUCACUCGCUGGUUCCUCGCUAUGCAGGCUGGUAUUGAUCAAGCCGCAGAAGAAGGGGAGAAGGCAGUAGAAGAAGGACAGAACUAGAAGGAAGAAGGGAUCGAGAAUUACAAGACGAACACGAAGAGAGAAAAUAAUGAAUAUUGUGGUUUAUACUUAUUAGUUGAAGCUUUCAAUUGACUCUCUCGUGCAUGGUAGAGAGAAGAAAGGAAUAAUUCUUUUCGUUGAAGAAGGUCAUCUUUUACAACGAACCCAGAAACUGAAAGUACAGCAGGUUUUCUUACAGCGUGGUCCUUCUGGAAUAGUAUAUCGUGAUUCAUAGUAUGUAGUCGUCUUAGUAUUGUACGAGAGAAUUAUGAGAAAGUAUUUCUUUAUUUUGAAAGUUCUAUCUAGUUGUCAUGACUCUUGCACUAAGUAAGGAGAAAGUCUGUCAGCACAUUCAAAGUAUGGCCAUUUCUUGGUAGAGUUUGGUCAUUCAUCAUCAUCGCUUUGUUCAAAGUAUUGCGUCCUAUCAUAGAUUCAUUUAUUCUCUACUGAAGUCACCUAUUUAUUAUCCAAAUCUGCGUUGGUAAUCCUUUUGACCCCCAAAGCUGGGUAGACUCUCUCGGGCAUCUUCCCUAACGUCACCUGAUAUCUUCUUACCCCCACGCGUUUACCAUACUGUAUUGUGUGUUGUAGACGGUCUUUUCAGUGGGUCCUGAUCCUUGGGACGUGGCACACUCAUGUAUAGGAUUCCCCUCCUAUUACUAUGCGGUGGUGAAAAAACUUUAUCGAAGAUCGUGAGCAUUUGUUGCCUCUUCAUGGUUUUUUGAUUCUGAACAUUGCAACAACUAGCACGACAUGAAUCAUCCCUGUGACAAGAAGAAAAUACUUCUUAUGCAGAG